CGCCUUUUCGGUGCCGAUUUUUUUUUUCCCAAUCACAUUGCAGGCGCGGACCACCGUACCGAUUGGACGUGUUGUCGCGCGCGACCGUUACUUUGAGCCCGUCGAUCGUGAAAAUCGUCAAACCAAAAGAACGCGGCCGCACGUGUCCGCCAGCGCAGUGCACAACAACUACGGUAGUGCAGUGUCCGGAAAAGCCGUAUACGUGCGUAGAACAGGUAGUCCGUUGCGCCAGGUGUCUCCGGCGCAGGAGUUGUACAAGGCGUGUGUUCGCAACCACGCGACCCGCGCGCGCAGUGUCCGCCGGACCCAUAUGCGCGGUUUUAGUAGCGACGCGGUCGUCGUGACGUCCGCGCUGUUGGCCGUCGCGCUCAUCCAGUGCGCGAUGCCGCCGCCGGUGGCCGACGCGGCCGCUUCGUCGGUUGGCCAUCACCGGAAUCGCGCCCGGCCGUCUCGACCGCGGAUGGCCGCCGACCAGCCGAGAAACGCCAGCAACGCGGCGGACGCGGCCGCCGACGAAUACGAUGGCAACAACUACGACGACGAAGAUUACGACGAGAAUGGCGUAAACAGCAAACGGCCGACCACUACGUCCACCCCCGACCUCCAAGUAACAGGCAGGCCUUCUUUGACACUGGAUACGUAUUCCUCAAAUCCUCAAGUACCUAAUGAAAAUUACCCUACGGAACCCAGUCAACCAGAAGAGUAUACGGAAAACGUGUCAGAAAAUAUUAUUUUGAGAUCCAAUCAGCAAGAAUCUGAAAUACCAGUUGAACUACCAAAAGUAACAGAAGAGCACAUAGUAAAACCAGAAGAACCAUUAGAAAUAUCAGCUGAAACUACAGAAAUAUCAGGGGAACCCACAGAAAUACCCGUAAAUCCCAUAGAAACACCAGAAAAAUCCACGGGAAAAUUAGAAGAACCUACAGAAAUAUCAGGAGAACCAACAAUACAACCAGAAAAUCCUGGUGGAACACCAGAAGAAUCUAUAGGAAGGUUAGAUGAAUUUAGAGGAGAGCCAGAAGAACGAUUAGAAACACUAGAUGGAUCCACUAGAAAAUCAGAAGAAUUUGAUGAAAGAUCAGAGGAACCCACAGAGAUCCCAGAAGAACAUACAGUAAAAAUAGAAGAGAACACAGAAUUACCCGAAGAACACUCAGAAAUAAUUGAAGAAUCCAAAAUUAUUGAUGUAACUGAAAGACCAAAUAAUGCAACUAGAUUACCACCGUUUAAUUUUUCAACUCGUUAUAUACCAGCACCAAAUAAAACAUACACUCAUAAGAAACAAUCAAUUACAAAAGAAACAAAUAUCUACUUAGACAAUAAUUUCCAAGAAGUAUUAAGCACGACAAUGUCAUCGUUCUAUGCAGUUCCUAAAAUUAGAGGUGAACCAGGUCCACAAGGUGAACCGGGAAAGCCUGGGUCAAUUGGUGAAAGAGGUGUUCCAGGUACACCGGGUGUCCCAGGAAUUCCUGGAUUCCCAGGACCCACUCCCGAUGUUAGCACAUAUUAUCAACAGUUAGCUCAAGUCCAUGGAGGUCAAGAUAAAGGUCCAAUUAAUAGUGGUUAUCCACCUGAAGCAUUUCACACUAUGCAAGCACAAGUUGGUCCAGUUGGAAUGAGAGGACCUCCUGGCCCUCCUGGACCUCCUGGACCUCAAGGAUUUCAAGGACCCCGUGGAGAAACAGGAGACGUAGGUGCAAUAGGCCCUCCAGGUCCAGUUGGUCCAAGAGGAAUUCCUGGUUUACCAGGCAGAGAUGGUGAACGCGGACAUGAUGCAGAACCAGGACAGCCGGGUACUAUUGGUCCUCCUGGACCUAGAGGUUUACCUGGAAUGCCAGGUAUACCAGGAAUAAAGGGCCAUAUGGGAUACCCUGGUGUAGAUGGUAUAAAAGGCGAACAAGGAUCUGCCGGUGAAAAGGGAUCCAUAGGGUCCCCUGGACAACCUGGCAUCACUGGUUCAGUAGGUCCAAUCGGUCCUAGAGGGGAACGAGGCAGAGAAGGAGCACCUGGACCACCCGGUCUUCGUGGUGCUGAUGGUUUACAUGGAGCUAUUGGUCCUCCGGGAAAUAUUGGGAAACCAGGUCCACCUGGAUUUCCUGGUUCGGUUGGUGUGAAAGGCGAUCAAGGAUUACCAGGACCUAAGGGUAGUUUUGGUUUACAAGGACCAAGGGGUGAAUCUGGAAAAUCCGGCGAACCCGGAGAAGCAGGUAUUCCAGGAAUACCAGGAAAAGAUGGAACUCCGGGAGAAAAAGGCAGUCCAGGAGCAAGUGGACCUAUUGGUCCUUCUGGUUUUCCAGGACCUCGAGGAGCUCCCGGUGAACCAGGUAGCGUUGGACCACCUGGUAUAAAAGGAGCUGAUGGAUUGAACGGUGAACGAGGUUAUAAAGGAGAAUCAGGAAUAAAAGGCGAAAUUGGUAUUCCUGGACCUAGAGGAUUACCUGGUAUGGAUGGACCUGAAGGAAAACGAGGCAGAAAAGGUUCCGAAGGACCUCGAGGACUAUCUGGAAUACAGGGUGAACGAGGUCUUCCAGGGGAACGUGGAUUACCAGGUCCAGAUGGAGCACCUGGUACUAAAGGAUCUCUUGGUGAUCGUGGAUCAGAAGGACCCCCUGGUAUAAAAGGUGCGAUUGGCGACACAGGAAGACCUGGAAUGCCAGGCCUACAAGGUUUAAGUGGACCAAUAGGAAAACCAGGACCUCCAGGAAAAUCUGGACCACCCGGUGAACGUGGUAUACCAGGUGCAGAUGGAAAGAUCGGUGAACCAGGAGCACCAGGUUUGCAAGGCUUGCCAGGACCAAUAGGUCCACCCGGUGAUAAAGGUUUAACUGGAGAACCUGGAGCAAAUGGUGAAGUUGGACCUUCCGGAGCACCAGGUCCCAGAGGCGAUCCAGGGAAAGAAGGUCCUCCAGGCAAUGCUGGUAUACCUGGUAAGCCGGGGUUGGACGGAGAACGAGGAACAGUUGGUCCACCAGGAUCUAUUGGUUCUCAAGGUGUACCAGGAGUACCCGGAAAUCCGGGUCAACCCGGCAAAGACGGUGAACAAGGUCAACAAGGACCAGCAGGAAAACAUGGUGAACCAGGGGCUAGAGGUGAACGCGGAUUUCCUGGAGAAAGAGGACCUAUUGGUCAUCCAGGACUACAAGGUAUUAAAGGAGAAUCAGGAGUAGCUGGUCCUGAAGGUCCCAUUGGACCACAAGGAAUCAGAGGUGACAAAGGACAUUCCGGAUCACCAGGUUUAAUGGGUUUACCAGGAUCAAGAGGUGAACCAGGAAUUUCAGGUUUAAAAGGAGAACGAGGUUCUACUGGAGCUCAAGGACCUUCAGGAUCACCAGGUCCUGCUGGAGAACGAGGGCCGCAAGGAUUUGUUGGCCCAAUUGGUCCACCAGGUGAACCAGCUGAAAGAGGAGAGCCCGGAUCUACAGGUCCUCCAGGAGAACCAGGCGCACCAGGAACACCUGGUGAGCGAGGACCAUUUGGACCUCAAGGAGUUCAAGGUUUCCCUGGAUCACCAGGAUCAGUAGGUAUGCCAGGUCCUAAAGGUGAUAGAGGAGAUGGAGGUAUGAAAGGAGAUCAAGGAAAUCCCGGACCUAUCGGAAAAAUUGGUGAACCUGGCCUUCCUGGUGCAAUGGGUUUAGUUGGCCCGAAAGGUAGUCGUGGGGAUCAAGGUAUUAAAGGUGAUUUAGGUUUAAUGGGAAUACCGGGAAGAGCUGGAGAACGAGGACCACCGGGAUAUCCUGGACCAACUGGACCUUCUGGACCACCAGGUUUGGUUGGACCCAAAGGCUGGCAAGGUGAACCGGGAAAACAAGGUGUACCUGGAAAUAUUGGAGCACCAGGAUUACGAGGACUCGAAGGGAUUAAAGGAGAAACUGGUGCAGAUGGAGUACCAGGACCUGCAGGACCCAUUGGUCCUCAAGGGGCUCCAGGUGAAAGAGGCCUGCCCGGUGUUCCAGGCAGUCAAGGGCCAAUGGGAAUGCGAGGAGCUCAAGGAUCACCAGGUGAAAAAGGAUCACCGGGGAAACCAGGUUCAGAUGGUUUACAGGGAGUCCAAGGUUUAGCCGGACCUCCAGGUGUUCCGGGGCCUCAAGGUGAACGAGGUCAAGAUGGAGCAACAGGUUUACCUGGAGUACCAGGAAUUAGUGGAAGGCCGGGAGACAAAGGUCCGCCUGGAUCUCCUGGUAAUUUGGGUAAUCCUGGUCCACCAGGAAUGAUGGGCCCCCAAGGUUUACCUGGUCCUAUUGGAAAUCAAGGUGAACGAGGUUUGCGAGGUGAAACUGGCCCACAAGGAGUUGAAGGGCCUCCUGGCCUGAAAGGUAAACCAGGAUCUCCUGGGAUUCAAGGUCAAAAAGGAGAUCGAGGAGACAUAGGUCCUGAAGGAAUGAAAGGUCAUAGAGGCUUAAUGGGUUUACAAGGACUACAAGGUGCUCCAGGAGCUGAUGGUCAAAAAGGUGAUAUUGGAUAUCCUGGACCUGUUGGACCACCAGGGGAACCAGGAUCAAAAGGAGAACCAGGACAAGAUGGAAAUCCGGGAUUACCUGGUUCAAUGGGACCACCUGGACCAAGAGGACUACCUGGUGAACGAGGUUCUGAUGGAGAACCUGGAGCAUCAGGUUUACCAGGUCCACCAGGACCACCAGGUGAAGCCUUAGCAUACGAUAUGGCAGCAUUAACAGCUUUAUUAUCACAAGGACACAGUAAGGGACCAAGUGAUGGUAUUCAUCAAGAUCAACCAGAAGAAAUGACAGAAACAGAGAAAAGCCAACUGAUAUUAAACGCCUAUAAAAAAUUAAAAACGUCAUUUGAAAAGUUUAAGAAACCAAAUGGUGAAAAAGAUAGUCCAGCAAAAACAUGCAAAGAUUUAUACGCUGCUUACCCUGAUUUUGGAAGCGGAGAAUAUUGGAUUGAUCCCAAUGAAGGUGAUGUUCGUGAUGCAGUACUAGUAAGAUGUGAUACUGUUACUAAGAGUACAUGUGUAAUACCUCAACCAGAUCAUAUCGGACCAAUAGAUUUUAAUAAUAAACAACCUCAACCAGAAAUCUGGUUAUCAGAAUUUGAAAAUAUUGCAAAGAUAUCUUACAAAGCAGAUAGCAAUCAGAUUAGUUUUCUACAAUUAUUAUCUGUGUCAGCUACCCAGAAUUUAACAUAUCAUUGCAAAAAUACGAUUGGGUAUUAUGAUGCUGAAUCAAAAUCAUACAAAAAAGGAUUAAAAUUGAUAGGAUUUAAUGACAUCGAAAUUACUCCAAAAGGAAAUCCAAAAAUGAGGUAUAAAGCAAUUGAAGAUGAAUGCAAGACUAGAAAAGAACAAUGGGGAAAAACAACAAUUUCAUACACAACUGAUCGUCCAUCUCGAUUACCAAUCAUAGAUAUAGUUUUACGAGAUUUUAAUGAAGUUGGUCAAAGUUUUAGUAUACAUUUAAGUCCAGUAUGUUUUGUAUAAAGAAAAAAAAAAUCAUUAGUUAUUUGUUCAGCUUUUCUUUAAAUAGCACAACAAACCAAUUAAACACAAUAAUUAUCUUCACAAUAAUAUUAUUAAAAGUAAAAUAAUUUAUAAUAAAAAAUAGUAAAAAUAAAGUAGAAAACUAAAAUGGUAGGGCAGUUAACAGUUUUUAAAAUUUGGUCAUUGAAACAAUAGAAGCUUAAAAAUUAUGUAUAAGCUUAUAAAUGGUAGGAAAACCAAAUAUAUUAAGUAUAGCUUAAUUAAACUACCAAUGGUGUAUUUUCAAAGGCGUCCAUAAAAGAGAAAUAUAAAUUAAUUAAUCCUAUUGGUUGUAACUAAAACAUUAUAAAUAACUUGACACAAUAAAUAAAUUAGCUGAUAAAUAACUGCCAUUUUUUAGGACGCCCCAUAUUAUUAUUAUUUUA
Messenger RNA from Sipha flava (yellow sugarcane aphid), 5862 nucleotides. Its product is annotated as collagen alpha-1(I) chain-like. Gene Ontology annotation, molecular function: extracellular matrix structural constituent. The record is from RefSeq and is a predicted model, not a curated record. The coding region runs from base 311 to 5437 and encodes 1708 amino acids. Lineage: Eukaryota; Metazoa; Arthropoda; Insecta; Hemiptera; Aphididae. The transcript has 55 exons.